AUGCAGCAUGAACUUUUAGUGUCAGAAUCCUAUAUGUGGUUCUGGCAAUGUCUAGAGAAAUUGUCUGAUGGAUGUGAGGAUAACAUGCAAAGGAAGCAGAUCUCUUUCAUGUUUUUGGGAAUGAAGCAAGACAAAUCUUCUUUGUACACUACUUAUACUACCUUUUUACUAAUACUAACCUUUGUAACUGGAGUAUUAGCUUACCUUUUUGAUAUUCCUUAUGAAUAUCUAACCAAAAACAGGGUAUUGUGGUAUCUGGCUAUGUCUAUAGUGCUUAUUAAAAUUGAAAGUUCAUACACUGUGAAAGUUAAUGGAAAAAGUUUGCAAGAUUGA
This is a messenger RNA of Guyanagaster necrorhizus, 333 nucleotides long. RefSeq lists its product as uncharacterized. The transcript is spliced from 6 exons. NCBI's taxonomy places the organism in Eukaryota, Fungi, Basidiomycota, Agaricomycetes, Agaricales, Physalacriaceae. Bases 1 to 333 code for a protein of 110 amino acids. The record is from RefSeq and is a predicted model, not a curated record.